Messenger RNA from Helianthus annuus (common sunflower), 2960 nucleotides. RefSeq names its product protein argonaute 4A. NCBI's taxonomy places the organism in Eukaryota, Viridiplantae, Streptophyta, Magnoliopsida, Asterales, Asteraceae. Gene Ontology annotation, biological process: regulatory ncRNA-mediated post-transcriptional gene silencing. The record is from RefSeq and is a predicted model, not a curated record. Gene Ontology annotation, cellular component: cytoplasm. The coding region runs from base 96 to 2798 and encodes 900 amino acids. Gene Ontology annotation, molecular function: protein binding; RNA binding. The transcript is spliced from 22 exons.
UUCUCUCUCUAGAAAAAUCUCUGAAAAAAUCCGUCGUCUCUGCUCAUCUUCGCCUUCAGGCAGAUCUGUUUCUAUAUUUAGUUAGAAAAAACAAAAUGAAACGUUCAGAAGAGGAAGCAUCAGAGGCACUGCCAUUGCCACCACCGCCGCCGGUGGUUCCACCGGGUGUUGUUCCUGCUAAAGUCCAUGGCUCGAACCGCACACCGAUGGCUAGACGCGGGUCAGGCACCAGAGGGCAGAAGAUCCCACUGUUGGUCAACCACUUUAAUGUGAAAUUGAGCAGCACCAGUGACCACUUCUAUCAAUACAGUGUGGCUUUAUUCUAUGAAGACGGAAAUCCUGUUGAGGCAAAAGGUGUAGGCAGAAGAGUACUCGACAUGCUCUAUAAGUUAUAUAAAUCGGAGAUGGGUGGUAAAGGGUUUGCAUACGAUGGUGAAAAAACUCUCUUUACUGUGGGCCCAUUGCCAGGAACUAAACUUGAGUUUCCCGUGCUGUUGGAGAAUCUGUCAUCAAACAGAACUGUACGCGGUGGCAACCCGAGUGAAGGGGAAACCAAGAGAUCAAGGCGUCAACCUCAGUCUAAGUCAUACACUGUGAAGAUUAAUUACGCUACAAAAGUACCGAUUCAAUCCAUUUUCAAUGCACUCCGAGGACAAGACUCUGAACAGUUCCACGAAGCUGUAAGGGUGCUGGAUGUUAUGCUGAGGCAACAUGCUGCAAAACAAGGCUGUCUUCUUGUUAAGCAGUCUUUCUUUCACAAUGAUCCAAGAAACUCGAUAAGUAUUGGUGGUGGAGUUGUGGGCUGCAGGGGCUUUCAUUCGAGUUUUCGGGCCACUCAAGCGGGUUUGAGUUUGAACAUGGACGUUUCUACUACGAUGAUAGUCAAGCCCGGGAAAGUUGUGGAUUUUCUUAUAGAGAAUCAAAAUGUCAGAAGCCUAAGGGAGAUCGACUGGAUGAAGGCUAAACGGUCGUUAAAGAAUCUCCGAGUCAAGACCUUUCCCUCUAAUCUCGAGUAUAAAAUCAUCGGGUUGAGUGAGGAACCAUGCAGGCAACAGACGUUUUUGAUGAAACAAAGGAAUGCAGACAGUCCUAGUGAUCCCAUAGAGAUCACAGUCUCUGAGUACUACGCUAAGUACCGUAAUCAAGAGCUCAUCGCGUCUCACGAUUAUCCAUGUCUAAACGUUGGGAAACCGAAGCGCCCGGUUUACAUACCACUUGAACUCUGUGAAUUGGUCUCGCUUCAACGGUACACGAAGGCAUUGUCAAGUUUGCAAAGAGCGAAACUUGUUGAGCAAUCCAGACAGAAACCACAAGAUCGGAUGAACUGCUUGACUGAUGAGCUAAAGAGAAGUAACUAUGCUGCUGAUCCUUUGAUCAACUCAACCGGCAUCACAAUCAACACAAUGUGUACUCAAGUUGAGGGCAGAGUUUUGGAACCACCGAAACUGAAGGUUGGAAACGGUGGAGACUUGUUUCCUCGUGGUGGCCGUUGGAGCUUAAGCAACAAAACAUUUGUAGAGCCGACACAGAUCACGCGUUGGGCUGUUGUGAAUUUCUCUGCACGCUGUGACACCAAUAGCCUAUGCAGAGAUCUAAUGAGGUGUUGUAAAGCGAAAGGAAUUCAUCUUGAAGAGCCACAUUCGGUAAUCCAAGAGGAUCGACAGUCUAGCCGCAAACCUGCUCCUGCUCGUGUUGAAUUAAUGUUUGAAGCUAUUAAACGAACACUUCCGGGCCGACCUCGGUUUCUUUUGUGCAUCUUGCCAGAAAAAAAGAACCCUGAAAUAUAUGGUCCGUGGAAGCGAAGAUGCCUCGUGGAAGAUGGGAUCGUUACACAGUGCAUGGCACCCGCUAGAGUCACCGACGCGUAUCUUGCAAGUCUGCUUCUAAAAAUCAAUGCAAAGAUGGGCGGUUUAAACUCUCUGCUAUCUGUUGAAUGUUUGCAAUCUAUACCGUUGGUUUCAAAGAUUUCGACCAUAAUCUUUGGAAUGGAUGUUUCGCAUGGUUCACCUGGCCGUUCUGAUGUUCCUUCCAUUGCUGCUGUUGUUAGCUCGAGAAAAUGGCCACUGAUAUCUCGGUACAGGGCUUCUGUCCGUUCACAAUCUGCACGGGUCGAGAUGAUAGACGCUUUGUUUAAACCUGUAUCUGCAGUAGAAGAUGACGGGAUGAUCAGGGAACUGUUAAUGGAUUUCUAUCAAAGCACUCCGAAGCUGAAGCCGGAGCAUAUCAUUAUUUUCAGGGACGGAGUUAGUGAGUCACAGUUUGAGCAGGUGCUGAACAUAGAGCUUGAUCAAAUCAUGCAGGCAUGCAAGUUUUUGGAUGAUAAAUGGAAUCCAAAGUUUUUGGUCAUGGUGGCCCAGAAAACUCAUCACACCCGGUUUUUUCAACCCAGAUCCGAUGCUAAUGUUCCCGCAGGAACAAUUAUUGAUACUAAAGUCUGUCAUCCUAAGAACAACGAUUUUUACCUUUGUGCUCAAAACGGACCAAUUGGAACUACACGGCCUACUCAUUAUCAUGUUCUUUUGGAUCAAAUUGGUUUCUCUGCUGAUGAUUUGCAAGAGCUGGUUCACUCAUUGUCCUAUGUGUACCAAAGGAGCACGACUGCCAUAUCAGUAGUUGCUCCGGUCUAUUAUGCCCACCUGGCAGCAUCACAGAUUUCCACGUUCGUGAAGUUUGAUGAAAUGUCGGAUACAGCAUCCAGCCACAGUGGUGGUGGCGGUGGUAGUAGCAGUGGUGGUGGUGGUUUCACCCAGAUUCCCAAGUUACAUGAGAAUGUAUGCAGUUCGAUGUUCUUCUGUUGAACACCCAAGUAAUUAACAGGCAGGGGAUGAUUUAUGAAACUUUGUUGUGCAUUUCUAUCUGGUUUGAGAAUUAGGAGUUAAGACUUAAGACAGAUUGUGUGAACAUUUUAUCUACUAUCAAGUUUAUCUUAUUUGGUAUUGUGGGCAAAACAUAUUCAAACU